This is a messenger RNA of Rubroshorea leprosula, 810 nucleotides long. Lineage: Eukaryota; Viridiplantae; Streptophyta; Magnoliopsida; Malvales; Dipterocarpaceae. The record is from the annotation of a GenBank genome assembly.
AAUGCCUCCAGCUGCGCAUGUCUAUCCUUUCCAAGAAGAAGAUAAAAAGGUAAAAAUAAAUCAUACUAUUUUGCUUCACAUCUAGACAAUCAAUAAAAUCAUUGUCAAGGAAUAUUAGAAACAAGCCAAUUUUGAUUUUAAUGGAAGCUCAUGAUCCAAAAGAAAGAACAAACUACCACCACUAACACAGAACAAGAUGAUCAUGAUGUGGGGCAUGGAGAGUUGUAUUCCCCGGACCAUGCAAACAAGAUCAGAGCAGCCGAAGUGGGCGAAGGGAUGAUGAAGGUGGUCGAUAUAAGGCGGAACCUGGGGGUAAUCAAGGAGAGGGUGUUGGAGAAGCUGGCUGCAGCCGCAGUACCGGUGGAUGCUUUGGAGAACGCAAGGCACUUGUUGGAGAGUGUGGUAAGAGAUGUGACAGUUGCCGCUCAUGGACUCACCAUGGAUGCUCUGCAACGCAUCAAGAACCUUCUUGUUGAUAUUCUUCCUUCUCUCUCCCCUGCCAUCGCAACAAAGAUGGUGGAUGAUGCAGAGAAGGAAGCAAGAGAGAGCGAUGCAGAAGACGAAGAAGAUGACCGGAAACUUAACCGGGAGUCUCCAUUGCCGCCAUCUCGGCUUUAGGAUAAAUAUGCAGAGGAGAGAGUACUAUAUACUUGAAUAUUUAUAGUUUAAAAAAUGAGAAUUACAAUUACAAGCCUUGAGAUACUUCAAUUGUACCUCUUCUUGAGUUGCAUAUAUACUUCCAUAUUCUAAAACGAUGUUUUAUGGCAAUGUAUUUUGUUCAAAAAUUGAUAAUAAUGCUAUACAACAGGG